Molecule: messenger RNA, 2371 nt
Organism: Monopterus albus (swamp eel)
Lineage: Eukaryota; Metazoa; Chordata; Actinopteri; Synbranchiformes; Synbranchidae
Product: serine/threonine-protein kinase ICK-like
Exons: 13
Coding region: 278-2218 (646 amino acids)
Biological process (GO): protein phosphorylation
Molecular function (GO): protein kinase activity; ATP binding
Source: RefSeq, a predicted model, not a curated record
UUAGUUUGUGGUCAGUCGGCUAGGUAAUGUCACACUUGGUUUAUUAUUGGCCACUGAUGCAGCUCCUUUAUUAAUAUCAGUGUUUGUCAUCCAUCCAAAACCUUCUCAGUUAGAAGGAGGCAAGUCCAUGACACCAUGAGUCCUCCAGUGCUGCCCAGAGUCUUCUGCUGUUGUCACAGGAAAAUCUGGCUGCAUUCAGCAACGAGAAGCGAACACUUCUUCGUUUGUCACCCUGUUAUUACCUGCCCCCAGAUGAUGCUAUGGAAGGACAAACAUAAUGAAUAGAUAUACUACCAUCAGGCAGCUUGGGGAUGGCACCUACGGCUCAGUCAUCCUUGGCCGCAGUCUGGAAUCAGGAGAACUAGUUGCCAUAAAGAAAAUGAAAAGAAAAUUCUACUCCUGGGAAGAAUGCAUGAACCUUCGUGAAGUCAAGUCCCUAAAGAAACUCAACCAUGCAAAUGUGAUCAAACUUAAGGAGGUAAUUCGAGAAAAUGAUCACUUGUACUUCAUAUUUGAGUACAUGAAGGAAAAUUUAUAUCAGCUUAUGAAAGACAGGACUCGGUUGUUUCCUGAAUCUGCUGUAAGAAAUAUUAUGUUUCAGAUACUACAGGGGCUCGCGUUCAUUCAUAAGCAUGGGUUUUUCCACAGGGACAUGAAACCCGAGAAUCUUCUGUGCAUGGGCCCAGAGCUGGUGAAAAUAGCUGACUUUGGGCUUGCCCGUGAGAUCAGAUCUCGGCCACCAUACACAGACUAUGUCUCGACUAGAUGGUACAGAGCCCCAGAGGUGCUCCUCAGAUCCACAUCCUACAGUUCACCCAUAGAUCAGUGGGCAGUCGGCUGCAUCAUGGCAGAGCUUUAUACCCUCAGGCCUCUUUUUCCAGGUUCCAGUGAAGUGGACACCAUAUUCAAGAUUUGCCAAGUCUUGGGUACACCAAAGAAGAAUGACUGGCCGGAGGGAUACCAGCUGGCAAGUGCUAUGAAUUUCCGUUGGCCUCAGUGCGUUCCCAGUAAUCUGAAGACACUGAUCCCAGAUGCUAGUCCUGAAGCCAUACAUCUGUUGACAGACCUGCUCCAGUGGGAUCCUAAGAAGAGACCAGCUUCUGUCCAGGCUCUCAGGUACUCUUACUUUCACGUGGGCCAGGUUUUGGGCACUCCUCAGCAGAUCCUGGAACAGGGUCGACCUCAGCCGGGUCUUGUGCCACACCAAGCAACUCUACAGUCACAACAGACUGUGCAGCAGCAACCCCUGCUACUUAAGCCUGUGCCGCCCUCCCAGCCACCACCUCCCAACCAACACUGCCCCCCCUCCAGGCCUCAACAGCAGAUCCCACCCUCCGCUGUACCCGCAGCAGCCCAGGCGGCGGUGUACCAGUGGCACACAGGGCUGACCCGAGAGCAGCAGCCGAAGCACAUGCUGAAGCAGGAACAGACAGAAGGGACGCCACAGAGCCAUCUUCCAUACAUUGUAGACAAGAGUCUACAGAGCAAGCAAACGAGGCAGGAGAUGGAAAAUGCAAACGUACUGAGCUAUCAGUUGAAGCCUAAAGCAGGGAGGCGGCGUUGGGGCCACGGCACAGGACACCUUAAGGGUGAAGACUGGGAUGACUAUGAAGAAACCGAUCUGACAACCAUAAGUAUUCUUGGAAAAACUAACUUCUCCACAGAGAAGUCAAGGCAGGGGGAGGACGCCCUGAGCAGAUAUGGAGAUGUUCUGAAUUUCAGUCAACCCAGUGGAAAAGAAGAUGCGCCUUUAAAUCUGAACAAGACUACAGCCUACCAAGAGACGUCAAGAACUGCCUCUGCUAAACAGCAUUACCUGAGGCAGUCAAGAUAUUUACCUGGCAUUAGUACCAAGAAGAAUGUGACCGCAAACUCCAACAAAGACUUCAGUGGAAGCCAUCUUUGGAGCAACCGUAGUAUUCCUUUUGGAGGGACUCUACCGAGCAGAGGGGCUCAUGGUUCAAAUACAAUCCCUGGUGGAUACAUGCCAUCGUUACACAGAAAAGACCUGGGUUCUGCUGGUCACAGAGGGCAUCAGGGUCCUACACUGGAAUCAACAGCAUCAAAUUAUGCAACAUGGCGGUCUGGCCGAAGUCAGAUGAACACCUCCACCAACAUGCCAUUGGCCAAUAAGGGCACCUCUGGUCUGUUUCCACGGCCGCCGAUACAGACCAUCCAUGGGCGAACAGACUGGUCUGCCAAGUAUGGACAUCGGUAGUGGCCUUCCUGGAUCUCUGAUCUGUGGCCUGGAAGACAGAUCUGCACUCCUAAGAACUCUUUCACCUCCAAAGAGUAGGCCUAGUUGUUUUAUAAUCCAAAUCUGUACAUACAUCUUACACAGCAAUAAACUGGGUUCUUUAUGUGUACUAUG